Molecule: messenger RNA, 1522 nt
Organism: Arachis ipaensis
Lineage: Eukaryota; Viridiplantae; Streptophyta; Magnoliopsida; Fabales; Fabaceae
Product: protein PAM71, chloroplastic
Biological process (GO): manganese ion transmembrane transport; Golgi calcium ion transport; Golgi calcium ion homeostasis
Cellular component (GO): chloroplast thylakoid membrane; Golgi apparatus
Molecular function (GO): calcium ion transmembrane transporter activity; manganese ion transmembrane transporter activity
Source: RefSeq, a predicted model, not a curated record
AUGGAUGGAGAGAUAAAGAAAUGACAGUUGGUUGGUUAGGAAUGGCGCAGGGCUUAUCCUGGGAAAACAGCACAUAGUCAUGAUUCCAAGUUGAGAGGAAGCAGAGUGAAGAAGCAGCAUUGAAAUUACAAGUUAGAAAUGCACUCGCUAUCUCACUCUCACAGCUUCCUACGCCCACUUGCAUCGUUUCCCUCUUCUUCCGCUCAUCGCACUUCCUACCUCACUCUUCACUCAUCCUCUUCAUCUUUCAUCAGCUCGGCUAUCUAUCGCACCCAUGCACCUUCAACAACCCCUAACAAACUUCGGGGUACAAGGGUAAUUCCAUCUGACAGUUACAACGGUUCCCAUUGGGAAUGUCAGUCAUCCCCGCCACACCGUGCUGACGUGGCUCCUUCUGAGAUUGACACCGAUGAUGGUUCAUCCAAGGGGCAUCUCAAGUUUCUACUCCUGUUUGGGUUCCUCGCACUUGGGGACUCUUACCCUGCAUUUGCCGCUUCAGAUUCCUUUCCUUUCUUCCAUGAUUUUGGUGACUUAAGCACAGGUUUUGCUUCAGCAUUUCUGUUAAUCUUUUUCUCUGAGCUGGGAGACAAGACUUUUUUCAUUGCAGCACUCUUGGCAGCUAGGAAUUCAGGUGUUGUUGUUUUCAUUGGCACAUUUGGCGCACUUGCUGCAAUGACUCUCAUAUCAGUUGUCCUUGGCCGAACUUUUCACUAUGUUGAUGAAAUCUUGCCCUUCAGGUUUGGUGAGACUGAUUUACCUGUUGAUGACAUUGCUGCUGUUUGCUUGUUGCUGUACUUUGGAGUCUCUACUCUCGUGGAUGCAUCAUCAAGCGAUGGCCAGAAAUCAGAUGAUGAGCAGAAGGAGGCCGAGUUAGCAGUUUCAGAGUUUUCUGGAAAUGGUGCUGGGAUAUUAGCAGCUGCUGGCACAGUUGUCAGUACUUUCCUCUUAGUUUUUGUUGCUGAAUGGGGUGAUAAAUCAUUUUUCUCCACAAUUGAUCCCCCCCUACUAUUCAGCCCUUGCAGCAGCUUCUUCACCUCUUGGAGUCAUAGGGGGAGCGCUAGCUGGUCACGGCGCUGCAACUUUGCUUGCUGUACUUGGGGGCUCUCUACUCGGGACAUUUUUGUCAGAGAAGGUUAUUUCCUACAUUGGAGGUGUUCUCUUUCUCGUCUUUGCUGCAGUGACCCUAUUUGAAAUUGUGCAAUAGAGGAUAAAAGCGCAAUGUAAGCUCAUUACAAAGCCAUCAAGAACGCACUUGUCUCCAGUGUUUUAUACUUUUGUCGGAACUUCUUUUAGAACUCAUCUUAAUUGCGGCUAAAAAUCUUAGUAUCCGAUCCAUCAAUAAGUGUGUUACGUAUCAUUAUCUUUUGUAGAAAUUGUUCAUCUUCCUUUAUGUGUAGUCCUCUUAAAUUUAAGAUCUCUUAUGUUUAUUUUUCAAGUGAAAUGUUAAUUACUUAUUACAAAACACAUUCUUUAAUUGUUGUGGAUAUUGUAUAUUGAGAUUUUUAUAGAUUAGUUCCAUCAA